CGCUGGUAGAAUGGAGGUUGAUCAUCUAGAAGUGGUGGCGAAAUUUGAGGAUCCAACAAUAAUAAUUCAGACCACGACUGCCGAUGUCGUAGGACACAACAAUAAUCAAGGUAGCAAAUACUUUGUAGUAACUGAGGUUCCAGAAAAUCCUGCAAACCCAGCGGUGACUGCCGAAACGGAGGCACUUGACGCUUCCGCUGGAAUUGAUCAAAAUAAAUCAUGGGGUGAAAUCUGUAGGAUAUGCGCUAAUACCAAUGAUUAUUUGAUCCCAAUUUUUCAAGGCGAAGGCCUUGAACAAGACCUUCACAAUAAGAUACAGCAAUAUUUACCAAUUCAGGUGUCUGAAGAAGACAAUCUGCCUCUACGUCUAUGUUACCAUUGUGCGAGUAUACUUCUGGCAUGGCAUGAAUUAGUCGAGGGUUGUUUGGAAGCUGAACGGACUCUUCUGCAAAUGGAGAGUGAAUUAAAACAAAAAAAUCAGUCAGAAGCGCAGCUUGCUGUAAGAGGAGAUUGCGAUGAAGAGGCGACUACAAUUGAUGCUAGAAGGUCCCGUAGAAUCGAGAUGCCAUUCAAAGUAUUCCUAGAAAGGCAAAAUAUGUUUUGGAGACCAUACGAAAAAUCAAACCUGAAAGGUAAUAAGAAACCUGUUAGUGAAGAUGAUACCGAAUCAAUAUGGAUUGCAGUAACAGAGUCUGCCGUCGAACAACCUCCAAUAGCAUCUGAUCCACUGCAACUUGGUGAUAUGUUAUUACAACAAGAUAGUCACAUUCUUCAUCAUACGGAAUCGACUCAAAAAUGUCUGAAAUCAGAUUUCAGAGAAACAAUAAUGGAAAACAAUGGAGUUGAUAAUGAAUGCGUAGAAAAUAUGAUCCAUUCAAAACAGUCCACAGAUUACCUCAACAUUCAGAAAGGUAUACCUGAUAUCCAAGGAUCAUACCAAUGUACCGAAUGUAAAAAACAUUUCAAGUUGAAAGACUCAUACCAAAGGCAUAUUCGAAUCCAUACGAACGAACGUCCUUUCACUUGUCACGUUUGUGCAAAGCAAUUUCGCGAUUCAGGUGGCUUAUCUAGGCAUUUGAAAGACGUCCAUGCCAAGCUCAAAAACUUUUCCUGCGAUAUGUGUGGAAAGUCCUUCGCAUCUAAGGCCACCAGAGAAGACCACCGACGCACACACACGGGCGAAAGACCAUACAUUUGCGAGUCAUGUGGUAAUACGUUCAAGUCCAAAGCGUCGCUUUAUAUACACAGCAAACUCCAUACCAAUGAGUUUCCACAUCCAUGUUCUUAUUGCCAUAAAAAGUUUCGACGCAAGCAAGAAAUGUUGGCACAUAUAUCAACACAUACUGGAGAAAAAAAUCAUGCCUGUGAAGUGUGCUCAAAGAGGUUCAGAGUAAAAUCCGAACUUGUGAGGCAUCAACUCGUUCACUCUGAAGAAAAACCAUUUGUUUGUAGCAAAUGUGGUCUAGCUUUUCGGCAGAAACGGUACUUGAACAAUCACGUUAAAAGCCGGCAUAUUGAUACUUCAUAAAAAUUCUGGCACGAGCGGCAACCGUCAUAUUUUCUAUUUAACGUCAAUAGUGUGGUCGGAGACGAGUUUUUCAAACGUCCUGCGUUUAUUAUGCUUUCAGUUUUAUCUUUAACAGAUUAAAAUUCUUAGUGGCGUUUGUUUCGAGUAGCUCAAAAGAUACAUACGUCCAGAAAUUCUUCCCGAUAUUCCAAAUCUAAUAAUUCAGGAUACAAAAUAUAUAGGGAAACACGUUCCUCCUAGAAUAAUCAGACAAAUCUCAGAAAUUGAAGGUUAUGAUAACAGGAAAAUAACUACAAUCCAUAAGAACAACAAAGAGAAACAUUGCUGAAAUUUUGUCUGUGUAUGUACGGCAAAACCAGGAGAGCAAAGAAAACAAAAUCAUC
Diprion similis is the source of this 1911-nucleotide messenger RNA. Its product is annotated as zinc finger protein with KRAB and SCAN domains 8-like. Gene Ontology annotation, cellular component: nucleus. The coding region runs from base 11 to 1528 and encodes 505 amino acids. Gene Ontology annotation, biological process: regulation of transcription by RNA polymerase II. Lineage: Eukaryota; Metazoa; Arthropoda; Insecta; Hymenoptera; Diprionidae. The transcript has 5 exons. The record is from RefSeq and is a predicted model, not a curated record. Gene Ontology annotation, molecular function: RNA polymerase II cis-regulatory region sequence-specific DNA binding; zinc ion binding; DNA-binding transcription factor activity.